Corythoichthys intestinalis (scribbled pipefish) is the source of this 3744-nucleotide messenger RNA. RefSeq names its product E3 ubiquitin/ISG15 ligase TRIM25-like. Lineage: Eukaryota; Metazoa; Chordata; Actinopteri; Syngnathiformes; Syngnathidae. The record is from RefSeq and is a predicted model, not a curated record. Gene Ontology annotation, molecular function: protein binding; zinc ion binding. The transcript is spliced from 15 exons. Bases 77 to 3058 code for a protein of 993 amino acids.
UUCCGCCAAACAAAGCGUCUUUCACUAGGGUCGUCGUGUUUUUGCUACCCACGUCAGGUUCCAGCUAGAGUAAAGAAUGGCUGGGGUAGUCCUGGACAAGGACCAGUUCACCUGCUCGGUAUGUCUGGACGUCCUGCGGGACCCGGUGACCAUCCCGUGCGGCCACAGCUACUGCUCCGACUGCAUUCGCAACUACUGGGACCAGGCCGACUACAUCGGGGUGUUUAUGUGCCCUCAGUGCCGGCAGAGCUUCAACCCGAGGCCGGCCCUCGCCCGGAGCACCUUGCUAGCCGACGUGGUGGACCGAUUCAAGCGGAGCGGACUACAGGAGGUGUCGGGGGGGCAGCAACCGAGCCCGGCGCUGGCGCAGGGCGACGACGUCGAGUGCGACGUAUGCAUCGGUAGGAAGAACAAGGCGGUCAACUCUUGCCUGGUUUGCUUGGCGUCAUACUGCGAACUGCACGUCCGACCGCACCACGACUCGGCCGUGUUCAUGAAGCACAAACUGGUCUCGGCCUCCAAGAGGCUCCAGGAGAGCCUCUGCGCGCGCCACGAUAAGCUCCUCGAGGUCUUCUGCCGUACGGACAAGCAGUGCAUCUGCUCCAUGUGUCUCACAGACGAACACAAGGGACACGACACUGUACUGACAGAGGUGGAGAUACAGCUGCAGCAGAGACAACUCGGUGAGAUGAAGUUGAACUUUCAGCGCAGCAUCCAGAAACUAGAGAAGGAAUCUCAGGAGCUAAGACAAACCAUCUUCUCCCUCAACCGUUCGGCUCGGCUGGCGGCGGAGACGAGCGACAGCGUAUUCGCGGACCUAAUUAGCGGCAUGGAGCUGAAGCGCUUCGAACUGCGCGAACUGAUCAAGGCCCAGCAGAAGCUGGCGGUGAGUCAGGGCCAGCAGUUGUUGGAGAGUAUCAAUAAGGAGGUCGCCGAGCAUAAGAAGCGUGAGACCGAGCUGGACCGGCUGGUGCUCUCUGACGACCAUCUGCAUUUCCUCCAGAGUUGUCAGACGCUGAACACCGUCGCGCCCGUGUCAUCGAUUCUGCCAGCCGUCGCCGUGGACCCCGGCUUGACCUUUGACCCCGCAACCAAAGCCGUGUGCGACUUUAAAGCGGUGCUGCAAGAGGUCUGCCAGGGAGGAUUCGUUAGCAUCUAUGAGAAAGUGAGAGAAGUGGCCAUCCUUGCUCCUCCCAAUACACCUGUCCACACUGACGUAACGACACCCAUGAGCGUCGUCCAGCCUCCUGUUCAACUGGAGGAGACAGGGAUCCCGUCAACCGGCCUGGACCAAAGUCCCGUGAGCCCCCUCAAUCCUUUCCUGAGCCCAGGACCUGUUGUCCCCACAUUUGUCUUCUCGCCUCUUGGCUCGAAACUGUUUUCAGUCCCCAGGCUGAGGAGCCAUCAGCGUCGCAGUCAUCCACUUUCGUCCCUUAUGAGCAAUAAAAUGGCGACAGGAGCGCCGACAGCUGCGGCCACCAUCUCCAUCGAACAAGACCAAUUUAGCUGUCCGGUUUGUCUGGAGGUUCUGCUGGACCCGGUGACCAUCCCGUGCGGACACAGCUACUGCCUGGGCUGCAUUGAGGACUACUGGAACAGAGGCAAACCGCAGAAGUCGCAGUACAGCUGCCCGCAGUGCCGUCAGGAGUUUAACCCGAAACCGCUGCUCAAUCGCAAUACCGUCUUGGCGGAGCUGGUAGAGAAGUUCGUCCAAGGCGGAGUGCGAGAGCAGCCGGCGAGGGAGCGCCAACGUCGGCAGAGACACGGAGUCGUAGCGGUUCCAAAGUCUGGUGCUGUGAAAGAGAACCUGUGUCCACGCCACGAGAAGCCGGUGAAGAAAUACUGCCGCACUGACCAUCAGGGCUUGUGUUUGCGCUGCGUCAAAUCCCAUCACGCGGAUCAUGACGUCGUGCAGCUGGUGGAUGAACGAGUGGCGGAACAGAAAAAACUCCAAGAAGCAUCUCUGAAGAGCACGCAGAACAUUAAGGAUGUGGAGAAGGAGCUUCGAUAUGCGGUCAAAUACAUCAAACACGCCACCGAGGCAGCGGAGGAAGAGAGUGACCGGGUCUUCGCCAAGCUGCUCCGAGCCAUUGAUAAACAUCGAUGCGAUGUGAAAGAGGCGAUCCGAGGGCGAGAGCAGGUGGCCUUGGCGCAAACCGAGCAGUUGCUAGAGAAGCUGGAGCGCGAGACAGCGGAGGUCCGGAGGAACGAGGCCGAGCUGGAGAAACUCUGCCGGAGCAACGACCACCUUCACUUCCUUCAGAAGAGCAGAUCUCUUCAUUUCCCAUCCAAGCGGGUUCAGAUGCCUAACACAGACAUGCUUCCAUACUUAAUGUACAAAAGCAUGAGAGGAGGCCUGUCGGAGCUGAAGGAGGGUCUGGAUGAAAGCCUCCAAAGAGAAAUCAACCGAAUCUCCGAUAAAGUGAUUUCACUGAAGGAAACCAGCGCUCCAAAUGAAAAGACUAAAGUCACACUAGACGCUCACAUAUUAUAUGACGCGGAACCAAAGACGAGAGAAGAAUUUUUACACUAUUACCAGGAUUUAACGUUGGACCCUAACACGGCCAACCCUUACCUGAGCUUGUCCGAGAGUCUGCGGGGGGCGACCACUCGCUCCGAGGCAAAGCCCUACCCGGAGCACCCGGAGCGCUUCAGCAGCUGGGCGCAGGUAUUGUGUUGCGCCGGCGUGGCGGGUCGCUGCUACUGGGAGGCGGCCUGGGCCGGCAAGGGCGGGGCGUCCGUCGGCGUGUGCUACCGAGGCAUGAACAGGAUCGGCGGAGGCAACGACAGCAAACUGGGCCACAACGCCAAGUCCUGGAGCCUGGACUGCUCCGAAAGCGGGUGCGUGUUCCGCCACGACAAGCAGAGCGUGCGCGUGGCAAACGGCUGCGUCAACAGGAUAGGAGUUUAUCUGGACUUGAGGGCCGGGGUUUUGUCCUUCUACAAUGUUUCCGGGGGUAUGCUUCUACUUCACAGCGUCCACGCCGCUUUCAGCCAGCCCGUGCAUCCGGGAUUCUGGGUGGGUUUAGGAUCUACUUUGAAGUUGUGCUCUUUGUAAUUGUAAAACCUGGUUGCUGCUCACUUUUUGAGAUGCACCUGCACCAUCUCCUGUAAAGACAUGUACCGGUUUCACGGUAUACUGUGGUAUAAAAACGUCAAGGUUUCAAAACUGCAAAAAAUUUCCGUCAUAUUAGCUAUUUAUGUCCCAAAAAUGCAUGGAAAUCCCUCGCUUGCAGCUGGAAGGCUCAACGCUCCCCCACCGGUUGUUGCUCAGUGUCGUUGAGUCAGCUGUGCUACACAAUGGCUAGAGGAAGUGAAAGUCCUGAACAUUUUUCCCCCCAUCGAAGAAAACCAAAACAUUGGUAUGGGAAUACUUCGGCUGAAGAAAAUUUUGACUGUCAACCGACCUGCAAAACAUGUUUGCAGGGUGUUGCUGCCGAGGAGGCAAUACCUCCAAUAUGAUUUCGCAUUUAUACAUAAUUAAAGGUUAGUAAACACUGUCAUGAACGUUUCCCACCAGUUACGAGAGAGGACUCCAGUGUGUCUAGCGGUGGUAAAACGUGUUUUUUUUUUUUCUCUCUCUGGCAACAAUGUUGAAAAAGUGUGUGUAAUGUAAACAUGAUACGUGUCAUACGCAUGUGCUUCUUAUGAAAAAGAAUUCAAUUAUUUUUGUUCUGAUGCUAAUACUAUUGAGAUGUGGCUGUGAAUUUAAGCUCACCUAAAAGGACUGCAUUUAUUUUAAUU